CAACGUUUCAGUGCAUCCACCAAGUGUACACGCAUACACUAGCUACUACGUCUCACUUUCAGUGGCAACUGGCAAGUGAGUGUGGAGCGAUAGCAGCAAUGGCGGCCUCCUCGUGGCAAGUGGCCCUUCUAGCCGUCGCGGUCUGCGUGCUCCCGGCCCUGCCGGCGGCGGGCGCGGCCCGGGCCUUCUUCAUCUUCGGCGACUCGCUGGUGGACAACGGCAACAACAACUACCUCAUGACGUCGGCGCGCGCCGACUCGUGGCCCUACGGCAUCGACACCCCGGACCACCACGCCGCAGGGAGGUUCUCCAAUGACAAGAACGUCGUCGACCUCAUCAGCGAGCAGAUAGGAUCCGUGCCGGUGCUGCCGUAUCUUAGCCCCGAGCUGGACGGCGAGAACCUGCUCGUCGGCGCCAACUUCGCCUCCGCCGGCAUCGGAAUCCUCAACGACACCGGCAUCCAGUUCGUCGAAAAGGAUCAGCAAGAAACCGAAGUAGAUGACAGUGAUGAAAGGGUACCAAAGCUUGGCAUGAAAUUUUUAUCUGAAGAGGAAGCCUAUUUAUUUUAUAACAACUAUGCUAAAACUAUCGGUUUUAGCAUCAGAAGAAGUAGUGGCCAUAAAGUGACAAACUCUUCUACAUUUCAGCAACGGACAUUUACAUGCUCUCGUCAAGGCCAUCGUCGGGAAGAUAAAAGAGAGGAGACAUUUAGUUAUAGUAGGCCUGAAACAAGAUGUGGUUGUAAUGCCCGUAUGAAGAUUAGCCUUAGAAAUGGAUUUUAUUAUGUGUAUGAAUUCGAGGCAUCACAUAACCACACUCUUGCUCAUGGAAUAAUGGCCCAAUACUUGAGAUCCCAGAGAAAACUGACAGAAGCACAGAUAGCAAAUGCAGAGGUUGCAAAGUCAGUUGGCAUUUCAAAUAAAGCAACAAUUGAUUUGAUGGCCAAAGAAGCAGGUGGAAGUGAAAACCUUGGCUUUACACCUCAAGAUAUGAAAAAUUGUUUAUACUCAAAGAGAACAAUAAAAGCAAAGGUAGGUGACACAGGUGGAGUAUUAGAAUACUUGAAGAAAAAGGUCUCGGAAGAUGUCAACUUUUAUUAUUCAAUUCAAGUGGAUGAGGAUGAGUUGAUAACUAAUAUUUUUUGGGCCGAUUCCAAAAUGGUUUCAGACUAUGCAAUAUUCGGCGAUGUUAUAUGCUUUGACACCACAUACAGAAAACUAGAUGAUGGACGUCCAUUUGGUUUGAUUGUCGGGGUGAAUAAUCAUCAGAAAACUGUUGUCUUUGGUGCUGCACUUCUCUAUGAUGAAACUGCCGCUAGUUUUGGUUGGCUUUUCAUAAAUUUCCUAAAAGUUAUGUCAGAAAAACAUCCACGUACAAUUCUCACCGAUGAAGAUGCGGCAAUGGCGAAGGCAAUUCGUGAAGUCUUCCCUCACUCUCACCAUAGACUUUGUGUGUGGCAUAUGAAUCAAAAUGCUCGCAAGCACCUCGCCGGAGUUGUUGAUGAAUAUAAGAAGUUCAAUGUUGAUUUUCAGCAUUGUAUUUAUGAUAUAGAAGAGGAGGAAGAAUUUGCAGGUGCAUGGGAUAAAAUGAUUGACAAGUAUGGAUUGCGUGACAAUGAAUGGCUGCAAAGGCUAUUUGAGAAAAAGGAACAUUGGGCACUAGUGUACGGCAAAAAUACGUUCUCUGCCCACAUGAGUACCACCCAAAGAAGUGAAAGCAUGAACAAUGAACUGAAGAGAUACAUUAGUAUUAAAUAUGACAUGCUUACUUUCUUUGAGCAUUUUGAACGGCUAGUUUCGGAUAAAAGAUGUGAAGAGGUGAAGUAUGACUUUAAAGCAACACAGACUACUCCCAAGUUGAAGGUUGAAUCUAGCUAUAUGUUAAAACAAGCUGCAGGUACAUAUACUCCAGCAAUAUUCAAGAUGUUUCAAGAUCAAGUGCUUCGGACUCUGAACUACGACACAUUGCUUUGUGAUGAAAGUGACACAAAGCUGAAGAUUUAUGUAGUAAAAUUUCAUGGCACACAACGUGAACAUGUUGUUAGAUUCAUUCCAGAAGAUGAAAAGGUUAGCUGCAGUUGCAAAAGGUUUGAGUUUGCUGGAAUUCUUUGCUCUCAUUGCUUAAAGGUACUUGAUAUUAACAAUAUCAAGCAUAUCCCUGGUGAAUAUAUCUUGAAAAGAUGGACAAUUGAUGCCAAAGUUCUAGAUAUAACAAGCAAAUGCAACCCGCAUGAUAACCUAAAAGCAAGAAUGUCUAACCGCUACAAGGAACUGUGCAGAAUAUUUGUGAAAAUAGCUGCUCGUGCCGCUGAGUCAGAAGAAUCAUACUAUAAGGCUGCGAAGUGUGCAGAGCAAUUAGCACAGGAUGUGGAGAAAUGCUUGAAGAUUAGAGCUGAUCCAGAUUUAGUUAGCCCUGAUCCAGAUUUGGUUCGCGCUAAUCCAGAUUUGGUUAGUGCUGAUUCGGAUUUGUUUACUGCUGAUAAAGAUUUGGUUAGUGCUGAUACUGAUUUGGGUACUUCCUGUACUAAAGAAGUGGCAGGAGUAAACAUCGCCUCUAGUAGAAUUUCAAAACACGGCGAAGGGCUUGCAAAACCAAAAGGUAUGAAGGUCAAGGAGAAGACUGUGAAAGGAUCAAAAAGACCCGUUGGUGGAUUUGAGAAAGCAACUUCAAAGAAGAAAAAGAACACAACUAAUAUUAUGCAACUAGAGCCUCGUGGCCCCUCAACGGGUCUUUUGAAGAAAGCAGCUUCAAAGAAGAAAAAGAACACACAUGAUAUUAUACAACUACAGUCUCAUGAACCGUCACUGGGUCCUAUGGAAUUUUUCACGAAUCAAAUGGCUGCGUAUCAGUUACACUACAAUACUAUGCUAAGUGCUUCAAUGCAGCCAUCAAUUGGUAAUACCAUCCCUAUGCCACCACAUACCCAUCAACUGUUGGCUGGAUUCCAACCAUAUAAUGCAGCAAUGGGUCAUCCGACAAAUAACAUGUACACCUCGCUGCAAGGGACCACUGGGGCCUCUAAAUCUGGUUCGAUGACAGGAGAAAAUCAAGACUUCCUCCAUCUACCGAAUCCAACAUCUAUCCUAAAUGCUUCAAUGUUGCAAUCAAGUGGUCAUACCAUCCCAAUGUCACCGCAGAUCCAAGAAGCACACAAUAUUCCAGUGGGUCAUCCAACAAAUCACAUGUAUACAUAUUUACACCGGCAACAUUCCGUGCUGAAUCCCUCACUGCAAGGGAGCAUUGGGACCUCUGACUCUGGUUUGAUGACAGAACAAAAUCAAUUCGUUCUCAAUCAACCGAAGCCAACCUAAUCUAUUUGUUCUCGAGAGUUUUAUCUGAUAUGUGUUAGACUUCCAAGUUGCAACUGAUUUUUACUGAAACUUGUAUGUACCGUUAACUGAAUGCUACUCCAUCUUGCCAAUCAAAUAUACUCGUUCACAGAAUUAUCUAUGCACAA
Triticum urartu is the source of this 3457-nucleotide messenger RNA. RefSeq names its product protein FAR1-RELATED SEQUENCE 5. Gene Ontology annotation, molecular function: zinc ion binding. The record is from RefSeq and is a predicted model, not a curated record. Lineage: Eukaryota; Viridiplantae; Streptophyta; Magnoliopsida; Poales; Poaceae.